Carassius auratus (goldfish) is the source of this 4178-nucleotide messenger RNA. RefSeq names its product multiple epidermal growth factor-like domains protein 9. The transcript has 6 exons. Bases 205 to 1899 code for a protein of 564 amino acids. Gene Ontology annotation, biological process: animal organ morphogenesis; tissue development. The record is from RefSeq and is a predicted model, not a curated record. Lineage: Eukaryota; Metazoa; Chordata; Actinopteri; Cypriniformes; Cyprinidae.
ACUACAGGUCGGUGCGGAUCAAACACCUUGCAGUCGGAUCAGAGCCAUUGAGAAAAAGGGGGUCUCUCUCGGAUAUGGUGGAGUAGGCUACAUCGGGGCGACUUGGAAACCACCUGGUUUGGAAUAACCCGAUGGAAAUUGGAGGACGGGGACCUUGCGAAGUCCGUCUCGAAGAGGUUUUCAUGGAGCGUUGAGAAUAUUAUUAUGUGGUGGCUUGCCUUAAUGAUGUUUACAUCUCCGACUUUCCCAUUCAUCGUGUUCGUGUGCAUGGGGUUAACCGAGGCGGUCCAUUCCUACGAUGCGCUGCCUCUAGUAAUAAAGAAAUCUCGUUCAGUCGCUGAAGAUCAUCCAAACACGAGCGCGAGCGGGUUUCCAGGGGACCGGCUCGGUAUUGUCGCAUUAACACCAGCGCCCUCGAUCGCGUCCGCCAGAAAACCGAUAAAUGUCGCCGCACCAGCAGCCACCAUUAAACCACCAACAACGGAGCCCACCACCCCAUCUCUGUCUGACCCCAUCUACAUGGCCGCAUCUGCUCGGAGGAAGCUCAGCUCUGUUGAGACACGGAUGAAAGAAGCGCAGAUGUCGGAUAACGAAGCGGACAGAUCAGACCUCGUGCCCGGUUUUAGCACAGCCUCGGACAAUUCUCAAGAGCCGGUAUGUAACUGCAGUGGUGAAGGAGUGUCAGAUCCUGACGAGUGUGACCGUGACACAGGUCAGUGCGACUGUAUGCCGGGUUACACCGGGCUGCAGUGUGAAGAGUGUGAGGAAGAUCACUUCACCAACGGCACCAUCGGCUGCCUGCCCUGCGCAUGUGACUCCUUCGGGGCCGACGGCUCCAGCUGUGACAGCUCAGGGCUGUGUAAGUGCAAGACAGGUGUAUACGGGCCCAAGUGUGACGACUGCCAUCCUGGAUUCUUCCACUUCAGCAGCACAGGAUGUCAACCGUGCCAAUGCAACAACCACUCUACCUACUGCCACCCUCAGUCAGGUGUUUGUUUGGACUGUCAGGAUAACACUCAGGGCCACAACUGUGAGGAGUGUCUGCCCAACUUUUACCGGCGUCGGGGUGAGGGGUCUGCGGACGCUUGUGUGCCUUGUCCCUGCUCCGCUGAGACCUCCAGCAGCAGCUGUCAUCUCGAUUCCAGUGGACAGCCUGUAUGUGACGAAUGUAAGCCUGGCUUCUCCGGCCCCAGAUGCAGCGUGUGCAUGGACGGUUUAUUUAAAUCAGCAGGCGUGUGUGUGCCCUGCGAGUGUAAUGGGAACGCAGACCCCCGCUCCAUGGCACAAAUAUGCCACCCUGAGACAGGCCACUGCCACCGCUGCAUCAACAACACAGCGGGAGCACACUGUGAGAUCUGCGCUCGUGGGUACACAGGGGACGCCCGCUUCCACAACUGCACCCUGAGAGCUGUGAGAAUCCUCCCGAGUCAAGACAUCAAGACCUCCACUACAGAAAACCCCAAAUCCACCGGUUCUGUUGCUUCUACACCUGCUUCCCACCUCCUCACUUCCUCCUCCUCCUCCUCCACCACCCAUCCAAGCCUACCGACCCUUCAGUCCGGCACGGGAGACUCCUCAGGACACAACAGCACGGCCUCUGCCCUGACAGUAGUGUCCUGGACGCAGUUUAACAUCAUCAUCCUCGCCGUCAUCAUCGUGGUGGUCGUUCUUCUCAUGGGCUUCGUCGGAGGUGUUUAUACGUAUCGGGAGUACCGCAAUCGGAAACUCAACGCCCCAUUUUGGACCAUUGAGCUGAAGGAGGACAACAUCAGCUUCAGCAGCUACCACGACAGCAUCCCGCACGCUGACCCCAACGGACUAUUGGAGGAGGAGCCAUGUGUGGUCGCAGCCAAUGGGCAGUUAGCGCUCGCUACUGCCGCGAACAUGUACAAAGCGUGAAGUCGUCGAUUCGAUUGUAUCUUUUCUUAAAGGGAUAUUUCACCCGAAAAUGGAUAUUCAGUAAUCAUUUUCUCACUCUCAUGUCAAACCUGAAUUUCUUUUUUCAGUGGAACAUAAAGGAAGAUAUUUUGAAGUCAGUGGGGUCCAAAACAACACUGGACCAAUUUCAAGAACUUUUUUAGUGCUACUCUGAGAAACAAAGUCUAACAGGUUUGGAAUGACAUGAGGGUGAGUAAAGUACCAAAAUUUCAUUUUCGGCGAAAUAUCCUGAUAAUUUUUAUUAUUAAAAGAAGGUAGGUUGGGAGCCAAAUCUAACUUCUUUAUUUGAUUCUACACACUAUUUAGCUCGCCAUUGCUUCCUAUGUGAUAUCCUCGUGCAAAACAUUUUCACGUACAAUGUUUCCUGUAACAUUUCAUUUCAAAGAGAAAUACAGGACAAGCCAUUAACAUGUUACUCCUUGCACACAACAAUGAUAAAAUGAGAAUACAUUGCCUCUUAAAGGGAUAGUUCACCCAAAAAUUAUUGUCAUUAAUUACUCCCCUUCAUGUUGUUCCAAACCUGUAAGACCCUCGUUCAUCAUCCGACCACAAAUGAAGAUAUUUUUGGUGAAAUCCAAGAGCUUUCUGAAGCUGCAUAGAUUGCAACGCAACUGAAACAUUCAAGGCCCAAAAAGGAAGUAAGGACAUCAUUAAAUUGUCCAUGUGCCAUCAGUGGUUAAACCAAAAUUUUAUGACGCUAUGAGAAUACUUUUUGUGUGCAAAGAAAACUAAAAUAUUGCCUAUUCAACAGUUUCUUUCCUCAUGUGUCAGUCUCUGCUGACAUUCUACUUUAAUCAUUGAAUAAAGUAGCUUUUUUGUUUUCUUAGCAAUUUUUUUUUUUUCUCAAAGCUUCAUAAAAUUAUGAUUGAACAACUAAUGGCACAUGGACUUUUAACAAUGUGUUUCAGUCGCAUUGCUGUCUACGCAGGCUCAGAAAGCUCUCGGAUGUCAUCAAAAUAUCUUAACUUGUGUUCAGAAGACCAAUGAACAUCUUGUGAGUUUGGAACAACGUGAGGGUUAAUUAGCAACUAAUGACAGGAUUUUCAAUUUUGGGUGAACUAACCCUUUAAAUGAGCCUCUGAACUGUUAGUUUGGGUUUAUGGAUGCUAAUCUUCAGUUGAUACAUGAAAAAGGAUUCAACUAUUUCAGAGGCAACUAAAAGACCUUUGGAUAAAAUUCCAAGAUAAUUUCACCUUAAACUGUUCACCUAAAAAGGUUUCAGACUGUACUGUUUGCACCGCCUAAGAAAUUCACAUCGGCUUUGCAAUUUUCACUGGAAAUCAGAGGACGGUCAGACUGUCUGCAAGGCUUUUGUAAAGGAAACAAAGGUUACCAGUUUCAAGUCCUACGUAUGUGCGUGUGUCUUUGACAGAUACUACGUCAUACAAUGGCGGGACAUUGGAUUUCUCUGGAAUGCUGUCUCGCGUCGUUUUCCUCUUUACACGAUUCCUGUCACAGAUUGGUACCAAACUAAACAUGCUACAUAACAUUCAUACCUGUACCACAAGCACCUGUUUCAGCCUUAUUGUAUUUAUGUGUGAGUGGGUGGAUGUGUAUGUGCGUGCAUGGGAGAGCGAGAGUGAGAGAGAGCCAGUGUUGUGUGUGGGAACAGUUUCAGAUCUAACUGUGUAGUGCUGGAUUCUGCACAGGAAUGUACAAAAAGACUGGAUUGAUUCUGCUGCAUAGUUUCACAAAAACUGAUCAAGCUUUUGACACCUUAAGCCAUGUGAACAAAAUAUGACCCUAGAGGAGCGUGUUCAGAGGACUUUGUGAAGUGGAAAGACUGUUUUUGGGAACCUAUAAGGUACGACGGUGGACACGUUGCGUUUUUUUUCCCUCCAUUUGUCUGCAAGGACCCUUUUAAAUGUGAUUCAGGAUCAUUUUUAAACGAAGACUUGUGUUUGAAUUAUUGUAUGUGUUUGUGUUUUAUUCAGAUUUGUCUUGUUAAUUCCUAUUUAUUUAUCAUUUGUGUUUGUCUCCGUGGUCUUAUUUUACUGAUGUUUUUCAAUCUUCGUGCUGCGUUGUACAGUGGACCAUACCGAAUGCACACUCUGUAGGACGAGUUGUGAGCACCACCUCAAAAGACUUAUUUUCUCCACUUUUUUUCUUUCUAAUUUAUUUAGUCAAGUUCUGUGUUAAUAACUCACAGUAUACAAUGGGAUGAUGUUAGGAAAUGCUGUAUUGUCUCAUUACUGACUGGUUAAAUGACUGAAAUUAAAGGGUUAUUGAAUCAAAGGACA